This is a messenger RNA of Salvia miltiorrhiza (redroot sage), 3124 nucleotides long. Its product is annotated as protein ENHANCED DISEASE RESISTANCE 2-like. Gene Ontology annotation, molecular function: lipid binding. Lineage: Eukaryota; Viridiplantae; Streptophyta; Magnoliopsida; Lamiales; Lamiaceae. The record is from RefSeq and is a predicted model, not a curated record. The coding region runs from base 774 to 2969 and encodes 731 amino acids. The transcript is spliced from 23 exons.
ACUCUCGACUUCCAAAUUUAAAAGCAAUUUCUUUUGGUAAUCCCACUGCAACGAAAAAAAUAGUCAAAAAAAUAAAAACCCAAAAAAUAUUUAGUAAGUAUAUUCUAUUUUUCUAAAUUCCUUGUUUUUUCCUCUGCUUUUCAAACUCUCCCUGAACUUGCCGGCGUUUCUACUGCGUGUUUUAUUAUUCGGUGGCCUGAAAAUUUCAGAUCACUAACUGUAAAAUUAACUUCCCUAAUCUCUGUUUCUCUCUCUGGAUAUACGAUGUAUACGUGUGUUUCUCUCUCACACACAUAAACACACGCACUCGUUCAUUCACGCCGGCACUUAAUUGCAGAUGUGCCUGUGUUAAUUGCUGUAGUGGUGAAUUUUGAAGAUUCUGGCACGGGCCUCACUAAUGUAUUGAAGCAGAUCGCUGGUGUUGGAGGCGAUCGAUGAUCGGUUGGUGCGGUUUUUGACAGAAAUUGCGGUCAAUUUUGUGUUUAUGUGGUUUAACUGCUGGGAGGUUAAUUUCGUGAGAGAGCGAUUAGUUUUUAAUUUUCCCUCCAAAUCAAAAUUUCUUCGGUUUUCCAAGAUCGGUACCUUAUCGUUUUUAUGAGCAGCAUAGGCUUGAUUAACUUUCCGGAAGUGAAGAGUAGCUCUGAGCUUCCAGAAUUAUUUUGUACUAUUUGCUGCUGGAACUUCGAAGAAUACACGAAGGUUUUCUUCCUAGAUUAAUAAAAAGGCAUACCGUGUCUGGGGGAAGUUUGCGGAAAAUUGUGCAACUUCCAGAGAUGUCAAACUCGAAAGUGGUGUAUGAAGGAUGGAUGGUGAGGUAUGGGCGCCGGAAGAUUGGAAGAUCAUUUAUUCACAUGCGAUAUUUUGUGCUCGAAUCUAGGUUGUUGGCGUAUUACAAGAAGAAGCCCCAAGACAAUGUGGUGCCUACCAAGACCCUUCUUAUAGAUGGCAACUGUAGGGUGGAGGACAGAGGACUGAAGACUCAUCAUGGACAUAUGGUGUAUGUGCUGUCUGUUUACAACAAGAAAGAGAAAUAUAAUCGAAUCACGAUGGCAGCUUUCAACAUUCAGGAGGCACUCAUUUGGAAAGAGAAAAUUGAAUCUGUUAUUGAUCAGCAUCAAGAAUCUCAAGCUACUAAUGGUAACAAAUACCUUUCUUUUGAAUAUAAAUCGGGUGUGGAUAAUGGGAGGAAUGCUUCAUCAUCAGAACAUGAUAGUCAGUUUAGUGCUGCAGAAGAUGAAGAUGAUUCUCAUCGAAGUUUGUUACGUAGAACAACGAUAGGAAAUGCAGGCCCCCCUGAGUCCGUUUAUGACUGGACGAAGGAAUUUGAUUCUGAUUUGGCUAAUCAAAAUUCAAACAACCAGGCAUUUUCUAGAAAGUAUUGGCGCCUUCUCCAGUGCCAAAAUGGUCUUCGGAUUUUUGAGGAGCUUGAUGAAGUAGACAUUCUUCCAAAGAGCUGCAGUAGAGCAAUGAAAGCCGUUGGGGUGGUGGAAGCUACCUGUGAAGAAAUAUUUGAAUUAAUAAUGGGCAUGGAUACGACACGAUGCGAGUGGGAUUGCAGUUUCCAGUAUGGUAGCUUAGUGGAAGAAGUAGAUGGACAUACAGCUAUACUUUACCACAGGCUUCAAUUAGAUUGGUUCCCGCUGUUUGUAUGGCCUCGUGACCUCUGCUAUGUGCGCUAUUGGCGUAGAAAUGAUGAUGGGAGUUAUGUUGUGCUAUUCCGUUCUAGGGAGCAUGAGAAUUGUGGUCCUCAACCUGGAUUCGUGCGAGCUCAUAUUGAAAGUGGAGGGUACAAUAUUUCACCUCUGAAACCUCGUAAUGGGAGGCCCAGAACACAGGUCCAGCAUCUUAUGCAAAUUGAUCUGAAAGGCUGGGGAGUGGGUUAUGUAUCAUCAUUUCAGCAGCAUUGUCUCCUUCAAAUGUUAAAUAGUGUUGCUGGGUUGCGAGAAUAUUAUUCUCAAACUGAUGAAAGACCUGUGGCUCCUCGCAUUCCUGUUAUGGUCAAUAUGACAUCAGUAUCCAGCUCUUCAAAGAGGAGCAAGAAACUCCAGUCAUCUUCUGCUCAUCAUCGCAGUUCUUCACUUGAUCAAAUACAUGCAGCAAACAGAAAUGCUGUUUUAAUGGAUGAAUACUCUGAUGAAGAUGAAGAUCUUCAGGCUGAUCAAGAGGCUAUGUCGUCUGCCUUUGAGGUUGAAGACAAGAGAACUGGCUAUGAAGAAGAGUCUACAGACCAAAUAGAUUUGUCCAUAUUCUCUGGCAACCUUCGACGUGAUGAUCACGAUAAGGCUCGCAACUGUUGGACAUUGUCGAAUGGAAACAACUUCAGAGUUCGUAGCAAGAGGUUCUGUUAUGACAAAUCAAAAAUUCCUGCAGGCAAACAUCUUAUGGAUCUAGUUGCUGUAGAUUGGUUUAAAGAUACAAAAAGAAUGGAUCAUGUAGCUAGACGCCCAGGUUGUGCAGCUCAGGUUGCUUCAGAUAAAGGACUUUUCUCUAUUGUGUUUAAUCUUCAAGUACCUGGAUCGACCCACUACAGCAUGGUAUUUUAUUUUGUGAGCAAGGAACUAGUACCAGGAUCUCUUUUGCAGAGAUUUGUUGAUGGGGAUGAUGAGUUUCGUAAUAGCAGACUGAAACUUAUUCCAUCAGUGCCUAAGGGUUCUUGGAUUGUACGCCAGAGUGUUGGCAGCACCCCUUGUUUACUGGGGAAAGCAGUUGAUUGCAACUAUAUUCGUGAUCCCAAGUACUUGGAAGUUGAUAUUGAUAUUGGUUCUUCCACUGUGGCAAAUGGAGUCCUGGGCCUUGUGAUUGGCGUUAUUACGACACUGGUGGUUGACAUGGCUUUUCUUGUACAGGCCAACAGUACAGACGAGUUGCCGGAGCGGCUGAUUGGUGCUGUAAGAGUUUCUCAUAUAGAAUUAUCAUCAGCUAUUGUGCCGGUGUUGGAGUCCGAUCCUUCAGAUUCACUUAAAACAUAGUGCCUAUAUUAUACAUAAACAAAAACAAUUGUUGCUAUUCAAGUACAUAUACUACUUACUACAUUCUUUCAAUAUUCAAUAUCUCUAACUCUCACCAUGUAGAAAUUAUUUUUCCUGACAAUUGAGUUCAAUGCAGUGAAAUUGUCUUGAUUUUA